AUGGCGGCUACUCCAGAAGAAGAGCAACCGUUGCUCUCAUCGUCUCCAUCUCCAUCAAUAACCCAGGUAUCUACACGGUCGAGCUCCAAGACAGCAUAUGGAAGCGACGAAGAAUCAAACGGAACAAUAGCCGUUGGAGAGGUAUCCCGCGAAAUCGAGGACGACGUCCUACCCGAAACCUCAGUACUUGGAAGGAACAUUACCUGGCCGAGCGCGUACAUUCUCGUCAUAUCGCGCGUCAUUGGCAGCGGCAUCUUUGCAACUCCAGGUGCCAUCCUGCGAGGAGUCGGAAGUGUCGGGUUGAGCCUUUCGCUCUGGUUUGCAGGUGCUAUCAUCGCUGCCUGCGGUCUGGCGAUAUCCCUCGAAUAUGGCUCCAUGCUCCCAAGAUCGGGCGGCGAGAAGGUCUACCUGGAGUUUACAUACCGAAAACCGAGAUAUCUAGCAUCGACUCUGGUGGCAGUACAGGCCGUUCUGCUUGGAUUUACUGCGAGUAACUGCAUCGUUUUCGCUCAAUACACGCUUUUCGCCUUCGACAUUGAGGGAACGGAUUUCAUCCGGAAGACCUUAGCGAUUGGCCUUCUUACAAUCAUCACCAUCAUCCACGGGUGUUUUCUGAAGACUGGAAUCCGGAUACAGAAUUUCCUUGGAUGGCUCAAGGUCGGCCUUGUCAUUUUUAUGAUCUUCGCUGGUCUGUUCGUGGUAGUAUUCCAGCGCCACGACACAGAGGUCAGAAGAAACCAUUUCCCGCCUGCAGAGGAUCUCUGGAAAGAUUCGGACUGGAGCUGGGGUGUCAUCUCUACUGCGUUGUUCAAGGUCUUCUACUCGUAUGCGGGGCUUAAUAACGUCAACAACUCAGUUUCAGUCACCGCACUGGCCACGGCUUGCAUAUUGUAUGUUUUGGUCAAUAUUGCGUAUUUUAUUGUCGUCCCGCUAGAGGAAAUCCGCGAUAGCGGCGAGUUGAUCGCUGCACUGUUCUUUGAGCGUAGUUUUGGUCCACAGUUAGGGAAGAAGAUUCUCCCCCUCGCAGUUGCAUUGUCUGGCGCUGGGAAUGUCAUGGUUGUUACUUUUGCUCUGGCUCGACUGAACCAAGAGAUUGCCCGUCAGGGAUUUUUACCCUUUUCGAAGAUUCUGGCGUCCUCGAAGCCUUUCAACGCCCCGUUGGGAGGACUCAUUGUACACUACAUCCCAUCACUUUUGGUCCUAGCACUUCCUCCGUCUGGAGACGUCUAUUCCUUCAUUUUGGAAGUUGAAGGGUAUCCCGGACAAAUUUUCGCACUUGCUGUAUCAGUUGGCCUUUUGAUACUGCGUUACCAGCGGCCUGACCUCAAACGGCCGUUCAAGGCCUGGAUUGCAGCCGUGGUCUUUCGGAUUGGCCUGAGUGCCGCACUUCUAGCUGCGCCGUUCUUCCCUUCGAAGGACAAGGUCAACAAGGGAGGAAUUUGGUAUGCUACUUACGCCGUAGUUGGGAUUAGCAUUAUCGUAUUUGGCUUGCUUUACUGGUAUAUCUGGACACGUUUGAUCCCCAAAUUGAGGGGAUAUCGCCUCGAAGAAGAGACGAGUAUUCUUAAUGACGGCACGACAACCUACGAGCGGCCGUUCGAGAGCCACAAGGCCACGGUGCGCGACGUCCGCGGGCGGGAGAGCGAGUACACGCUCGACGGGAACGGGUUCGAGUUUUACAAGCACACGAGCGAGGAGAAGGAUUUCCUGGACGAGGAGCAGAUCAAGAGCAGGUAUUACCCGGAGACGGAGCAGUUGCUUAAGGAUGCGACUGGCGCAUCCCGCAUCUUCAUUUUCGACCACACGAUCCGUCGCCAACCCAACACGCCCGCCAGCACAACCAGCCGCAACCUCCGCGGCCCCGUCCAGCGCGUCCACAUCGACCAGUCGUACUCCGCCGCGCUGUCCCGCGUCCCGCACCACCUCCCCGAGGAGGCGGAGGAGCUGCUGAAGGGCCGCGUGCAGAUCAUCAACGUGUGGAGGCCGAUCAAGACGGUGCAGCGGGAUCCGCUAGCCGUCGCCGAGGCGAGCAGCGUCGAUGAUAAGAGUUUGGUGGUUACCGAGCUGAUUUAUCCGACGAGGAGGGGCGAGACGUUUGCUGUUAAGCAUGAUCCGGGACAUAGGUGGUUUUACAAGAGCCAGCUCUCUCCUGAAGAAGUGCUGUUGAUCAAGUGUUUCGACUCGAAGCUCGACGGGCGCGCUAGGAGAGUUCCACAUACGGCGUUUGAGGUUCCAGGAACUGAGGAUAAGGAGAAGAGGGAGAGCAUCGAGGUCAGGGCGUUGGUUUUCCAUUCGGAUGAUACGCUUGAGUGA
Aaosphaeria arxii CBS 175.79 is the source of this 2313-nucleotide messenger RNA. RefSeq lists its product as uncharacterized. The record is from RefSeq and is a predicted model, not a curated record. Gene Ontology annotation, biological process: amino acid transmembrane transport. The transcript is spliced from 7 exons. Gene Ontology annotation, cellular component: membrane. NCBI's taxonomy places the organism in Eukaryota, Fungi, Ascomycota, Dothideomycetes, Pleosporales. Gene Ontology annotation, molecular function: L-amino acid transmembrane transporter activity; oxidoreductase activity. The coding region runs from base 1 to 2313 and encodes 770 amino acids.